GCUAGCUCUGGGUGUAAUGGCGUUCUCAGUGUGUUUACAGUGACAUGACGAGAUUUGGCCUUUUUUAUAAGAAACAAGAAGGAUUUUAUGCCUGUAGAAUUCUUAAAUAAGUGUUUUCCCCUUCUUUUUGUUUAAAAUAAAUUUUCAGCGAGGUGAUAAUUUCAUGCUAGCGACGCUAAGUGCAGUAAUUAGCCGAGGAUUAGCAGCUGAGCUAAAGGACUUUGCUGGAAUUGAUGUGUAACAUUAGUUAUUACAAACAACAGCAGUUAUAAUGCUUUAUUCACUCCUGUUCCGAGUUGGCAAACCAUCAUAUUGUGUACAGAUAUUAAACCGUGUCAAUGCUACACGUCCUUUAUCAACUUUGUAUCUGCAUAAUGCUGAUUUAAUUCGGUUAAAUGAACCUGCCAGGGCUCAGUGGGCUUGUGGACACCAUCAUAGUGUUUUAGCUCAACUGAGAAACGUUCAUAUAGGAGCUGAGUGCAGAAAUAAAGCUCAGGAUGAACAGAGAGAGAAAGAGAUAUCAGUGUCCACUAGUCAGCCAUCUUCUGGUCUCUCUGCUGCACAGAAAGUGAAGCAGGCUGGAAGAGAUUUCACGUAUCUGAUCGUGGUGCUUGUUGGACUUGGAGUUACAGGAGGCCUUCUAUAUGUCAUCUUCCAAGAACUGUUUUCGUCGUCAAGUCCGAGCAAAAUCUACAGCAAGGCCUUUAACAAAUGCAAGUCACACCCAGAGGUUAUUGGAGUUUUUGGUGAGCCCAUUAAAGGUUACGGAGAGACCACACGCCGUAGACGGAGACAGCACGUUAGUCAUGUUGAGUAUAUGAAAGACGGGCAGAAGCACAUGAGGCUGAAAUUCUAUAUCGAGGGUUCAGAGCCCGGACUGCGUGGCACCGUGCACUCAGAAUCACAAGAGAAUCCUGAAAGCGGAAUAUAUGAAUUCCGCUACAUAUUUGUGGAGGUAGAAACAUAUCCCAGGAGGACCAUCGUCAUCGAGGACAACAGAUAAGAACUUUCUGGAGAAUUUGUAAAUCAGUUUAUGGACACAACUGCUUCACUUGCAGCAUUGCCAAAGCUGUUGAAAGAUUAAUUUUACACAAAGCUAAAAUACUGAAAAACAAACUGAAUUAUGUGUAUUGUUUUCUCAUUCAGGUGCCAGAAUUCAGCUGGUUUCGCUUUAUGGUGCUUCUGUGAUCCGAUCACACUCAGCUACGUUUCAGCUGAUUCAAUUCAAUUAAAUGUAAGGAAUGAAUAGAAAUUUUGGGACACGUUUAGAAUCCAUUUUGGAUAACAAAUCGAUGUAUAGCACUUGUAGGACAUUUUGGUAAUAAAAUAAUGUGUGCAUUUGGA
Molecule: messenger RNA, 1344 nt
Organism: Neoarius graeffei (lesser salmon catfish)
Lineage: Eukaryota; Metazoa; Chordata; Actinopteri; Siluriformes; Ariidae
Gene: timm21
Product: translocase of inner mitochondrial membrane 21
Exons: 6
Coding region: 272-1003 (243 amino acids)
Biological process (GO): protein import into mitochondrial matrix
Cellular component (GO): TIM23 mitochondrial import inner membrane translocase complex
Source: RefSeq, a predicted model, not a curated record